Messenger RNA from Phalaenopsis equestris, 2000 nucleotides. RefSeq names its product probable serine/threonine-protein kinase PBL7. The coding region runs from base 226 to 1425 and encodes 399 amino acids. Lineage: Eukaryota; Viridiplantae; Streptophyta; Magnoliopsida; Asparagales; Orchidaceae. The record is from RefSeq and is a predicted model, not a curated record. Gene Ontology annotation, molecular function: protein kinase activity; ATP binding. The transcript has 5 exons. Gene Ontology annotation, biological process: protein phosphorylation.
CUCUCUCUCUUCAUCGCCUCCCCUUCUCCCCUCUCUCUCUCUAGCUGUCUUCCACUCUCUACCUGCUCGCCUUCGCGGCAGGAGAAGAGGAGAGUCUCUCCCUCUCUCCCUCUCUCCCUCUCUCCCUCUCUCCCUCUCUCGAUAGCUGUCUUCCACUCUCUUACUUGCUCGCAUCCUCUGCAGGAGAAGAGGGGAGAGAAAAAACGAUAUUUGGCUUGUGAGGGGAUGGGUGGCUUAUGCGCCAAAGAAAGCGGCAAGAAGACUAAGAAGAAGGAUCAGAUCGCAAACGCCUCACCUUCUGAUAAGUCUGCUAAGGCAAGCCAAUCAGUGGAUAACAAAAAGGAGGAUUUUACAGAAUGUAAGGAGUUGUCAUAUAGUGGUUCUCAACAGAUUUCUGCUCAGACAUUUACCUUCAGGGAACUGGCAGCCGCAACAAAAAAUUUCAGAGCCGAUUGCUUUCUUGGAGAGGGGGGAUUUGGCAAAGUUUACAAGGGUUGGUUGGAGAGCUCUAACCAGAUUGUGGCUAUUAAGCAACUUGAUCAAAAUGGUUUGCAAGGAAAUCGGGAGUUCCUGGUUGAAGUGUUGAUGCUCAGUUUGCUGCACCAUCCUAAUCUUGUUAACUUGAUCGGUUAUUGUGCCGAAGCCGACCAAAGGCUCUUGGUCUAUGAAUACAUGCCGUUGGGAUCGUUAGAAGACCAUCUUUAUGAUCUUACUCCACAAAGGAAGCGACUUGAUUGGAACAUGAGAAUGAAAAUAGCCGCUGGUGCAGCGAAGGGGCUAGAAUAUUUACAUGAUAAAGCCACUCCGCCAGUUAUAUAUCGAGAUUUGAAAUGCUCGAAUAUUUUGCUUGGAGAUGACUAUCAUCCUAAGUUAUCGGAUUUUGGUUUGGCAAAACUUGCUCCUGUUGGUGAUAACACGCAUGUGUCUACCAGAGUGAUGGGAACUUAUGGAUAUUGUGCCCCUGAGUACGCAAUGACUGGGCAAUUGACAGUAAAAUCAGAUAUUUACAGUUUUGGGGUUGUGCUGUUGGAGCUAAUCACAGGAAGGAGAGCUAUUGAUAAUUCCAGAACUGCAGGGGAGCAGAAUCUAGUUGCAUGGGCCCGCCCCCUGUUCAAAGACAGGAGGAAGUUCUCUCAGAUGGCUGAUCCCAUGCUCCAGGGUCAAUACCCUGUGAGAGGCCUUUACCAAGCUCUCGCUGUCGCCGCAAUGUGCGUUCAAGAACAGCCCACAAUGAGGCCUCUGAUAGCCGACGUCGUAACAGCUCUCAACUACCUCGCUUCGCAGCUCCAUAACCCGCAGAUGCCACCAGUUCAAAGCACUUCUCGAUCGACCUCAUUCGGUACUCCUCCUCGCACAAUCAAGGGGAAACAAGGCCAAGUCGGGAGACAUGAGAAAACGAUCGAGAAUUCUUCGGUAAACCAGUAGUGAUUUCAUUGUAUAUUCUUUUGUCACCAAUCUUUGUCGUAGUAUAAGCUGAUAAGUCUAGUCAGAACCUGUGUUUCCUUCCUUCAUAGUUAGGAACUCCACUGCUAUUUAGAUUUUUUUUUUUUUUUUGUAAGAUUUACCUAUAUACCUCUUAAUUCUUCUGUAUGUACAUAUCUAAUACCUAAACUUCAAUUUUUACAUCAUGCCACCUUACCUACGCAUGAAAAGGUGUAUUUUACUUUUUUAAUUGCUAAAAUAGUGGUAUUUUUUCUGUGAUACGAAAAUUUUGCGUGGUAUAAACGUAAAUGUGUUGUUUCGGUGUUAGAUAUGUAAAUACAUAUGAAUUAGGAGUUACUUGUAUGUAAAUUGCCAGAUAACGGUCAUGUUCUCUUCUCUCUAUUAAGUGAAAAUUGUCCAGAAAGUGACGGUUCAUUUGUUGAUGUACAUGUGAGCUGCUGUAACCAUGCCCAAUGUAAUGAACGCCAUUCAUCUCUAUUGGCAUCAUUUUGCUUUGCUAAAAGAAAUAGAUCUGUGUAAUAUUUACUUAUCAAGUUGCCAUUCCUGCCAAUGCUGCU